AUUUUUUUUUUAAAAAAAGAGUGCGAGGGAGAGCAGACGAUACAAACAAAAACUUUGACAAGUAUAAUAGACUUCAGCCACACAACCAUAAACCAAACAAAAAAAAAAAAACUUUCAAACUACGUCUUUGAGUGGGAAAUCCUUUUGCACACACGACACAAAACCUAAUUUAGUUUGUUUACACUUUUUUUUUCUCUUUUAUUGUUUUUUCAUUUCCUUCAAAAAUCCAACAAAAAAAAAAAAAAAUGUCAGUGACAGUAAGAGUGGCUUUGCGUGUACGGCCUUUCAACGAAAAAGAAAAAGACAACAAUAAGCUUAUUACAUUUAUACCAGAACAACCACAACAAAUUAAAAUUGGUCAGGAUCGUCCUCAAAGCUACACAUUUGACUACGUCUAUCCACCUGAAAUCAGCCAAUCACACGUGUAUAACUCUUGCAUACAACCUCUAUUUGAUCAAUUUACCGAAGGAUACAAUGCCACCAUUUUAGCAUAUGGUCAAACAGGCAGCGGAAAGACCUAUAGUAUGGGUACUUCAACACGAUCCGAUACAGCCAAUCAAGGUAUCGUACCUCGUUUUACCGAAAACCUAUUCGAAUGGAUUCAAAAUCAAGGCGAUCCAACCAAAUUCAAGGUCAAGGUAUCCUUUUUAGAACUGUAUCACGAAGAUAUUAUCGACCUUUUAAAUACAAAUACCGCCGCCUCCGUCAAUAUUCGUGAAGAUGUCUUUGGAAACAUAUCUUGGUCUGGCGUACAUGAACAAUCUGUAGGCAACGCUGCAGAUCUUUUAAGUUGUUUAGAUUUAGGUUCGAAUUCACGUACAACCGCUUCAACUGAUAUGAACAGCAGUUCAUCACGAUCCCAUGCUAUUUUUACGGUCACCUUGGUUCAGCAAUUAGAACAAUCGGUCAUCCAUUCUAAAUUUCAUUUUGUAGAUUUAGCAGGCUCUGAACGAUUAAAACGAACCAACGCAAAGGGAGACCGAGCACGCGAGGGUAUCUCAAUUAAUUCAGGUCUCCUAGCUUUAGGCAACGUCAUUUCUGCUUUGGGGGAUGAAAAGAAGAGAAAGUCAAAAAGUAGUCAUGUCCCUUACCGAAAUUCCAAGUUGACACGACUCUUGCAGGAUAGUUUGGGUGGCAAUAGUCAAACACUAAUGCUAGCGUGUGUAUCUCCUGCUGAUUCCAACGCCAAUGAAACCACCAGUACUUUGAAGUAUGCCAAUCGUGCCAAAAAUAUCACUAAUCGUGUGGUCAUCAAUCAGCAGUUAUCAGAAGUAGAUACCAUGAAGGUUGAAAUUGCACGAUUGAGACAAGAGAUACAAAUUAAUGAUGCCUUUAUGAAGGAAGUUCAUUUGGAGUUAGAUGAUUUAAGAGCCAAAAAUAAUGCAUUAUCAUCUAGGGGAGAGGCCAAUAACGAAAAUGUUGUUGAUGAUGAUGAUGGUAUUACUUUGAUUGGUUCCAACAGCUCUAGUAAGCCUGUCAAAUCUACCAGUUCAAAACGCAAAACCUAUACCAAGAAGAAGCAAGUCAAUGUCGUCUUUUCAUUGGAUAAACAAAGAUCACGAAACAAAAAGGAAGCUUUAUUCAUCAAACAAAUGAAAAAUGAUAACAUACCAACGGAUCCUUUAUUCAUCAAAAUGUUGAACAUGUUUCAGACAAGUGUCAAAGAACAAAAGGCAUUGAUACAACAAUUAGAGCAACAACCUAUUCAAUCUGAAAGUUUAAACUCCUUACCACCACCCCCUCCUCUUCUUCCUGUUAUCAAUAUCACGAAAAAAAAUAAUAAACCUAGUCUCAUGAAGCAACCCAAUACCAUCCAUAUCCCACAACAACAACAACAACACGAGACCACACACCGUUUAACAAUGGUUGUAGAAGAAAACCAAGCUAUGCCUAUGCAAUUAAAGCAAAUCGCCAUGCAUGUCAAAAAAGCCCUUACCUAUUUAACUGAGAAUAGUCCCACCAUGCAACAAGUAAAACUCGCAUUAAAUCGAAUUCAUGUUAUUUGCAACACAAGCAGGUCCACCAAGUCCGUAACUACAACAACAACCAAAAGUAGCGAAGUCGUUAUCAAGCGACCCGCCAUGACUGCAAUCUCUAAUAAACGUAUAAAUAUUGCAGAUAGUCAUCGAGAAAUUCAAAGAAUAAUAGCAUUUGAUAAUAUCAAAUCCAAUGCGUUCUGUACAGAAAUGUUAAAGACACUUAAACAAAAGAAAUUGACACUGAUACGAGAACAAAAAGACUUAUUAAAAGAACGAAAAUCCAUGCUAAAAGAAUUUUAUCAAGAUGAUUAUGCGGAUCAACAACAAAACCAACAAUACAUGGAUGAACGUAUUGAUAUCAUUACGUUGGAAGCGGAUUUUAUCACUGAACAAAUUAAAUUAUUACAACCCACCAUUACAAGCCAUAAGAUUGAAAAGAAUCUAAUUGAUGUAUUGAAACCUUUAAAAGAACAAGAUCUUCGAUCGCUGCUAUUUAUGAUGAUCCAGCACGACUUGAUCUCUUCUAAUAUUACAGAACAGUUGCAUCAGCUAAAAUCAAGUGCGUUGGAGAGAUACCAACAAAGUCUGAUUCAGUUGAGGAGAGAUCAUGGCGAUGGUAUACAUAUGAACACUCAAGUAUUAAUGGACUUGAUGAAAUCACCUAUUAAAUGCUUAUCGAAUGGCUUGGUCUUGAUGAAUUCUGUAAAACCGUAGUUUUGAUUGGGCAAAUCGAGGUGAGACGAAAUAAAGUUUUUUUUUUUUUUAAA
This is a messenger RNA of Mucor mucedo, 2746 nucleotides long. Its product is annotated as P-loop containing nucleoside triphosphate hydrolase protein. The coding region runs from base 246 to 2693 and encodes 815 amino acids. The transcript has 7 exons. The record is from RefSeq and is a predicted model, not a curated record. Gene Ontology annotation, biological process: microtubule-based movement; mitotic spindle organization. Lineage: Eukaryota; Fungi; Mucoromycota; Mucoromycetes; Mucorales; Mucoraceae. Gene Ontology annotation, molecular function: microtubule binding; ATP binding; microtubule motor activity.